Cicer arietinum (chickpea) is the source of this 1443-nucleotide messenger RNA. RefSeq names its product gibberellin 2-beta-dioxygenase 8. The record is from RefSeq and is a predicted model, not a curated record. NCBI's taxonomy places the organism in Eukaryota, Viridiplantae, Streptophyta, Magnoliopsida, Fabales, Fabaceae.
CAAAAAAGACAUGUAAUCUACCUUUGUCUCCAAAGCCUAAAACGUUUUCAUCAAAGACUAAAUAAACAGAAAAAACAAAAACAACCAUAAACUAUUGUCCUUACCUUCUUUUCAUGUCUGUUUAUAUCACUUCAACGAAAUCAAUUACCAAAUUCCUUCACCGACUAGCUCGUUAUACUAUUCAAUUUUCAUAUGUACUCGAUUUCGGACCCACCCUUUGAAGAGACAUACAAGACCCUUCUCAACAAGGCCCAAAACAUUGAUAAUAUUAAUGAUGAAUUAACGGUGGAUGAUGAAUGUGAGCUUCCAGUGAUUGAUCUGAGCCGUUUAAAAAAGAGUGAUGAUGAGGUAGCGAUAGAAGAGUGCAAGUUUGAGAUAUCAAAGGCUUCAAAGGAAUGGGGUUUUUUCCAAGUUGUAAAACAUGGAAUUUCAAAUGACAUUUUGAGAAGGUUAAUGUGUGAGCAGAAGAAGUUGUUUAAACAGCCAUUUGAUAAAAAGACGAAAGAGGACAAAUUAUUGAACUUCUCUGAGGGUAGUUACCGUUGGGGAACACCAACUGCCAUAACCGUUACACAAUUAUCUUGGUCAGAAGCAUUUCAUAUUCCUUUAACAGAUAUAAUAGGAUCUACUCGAUCAACCACUCAUCUUAGUUCAAUAAUUGAACAAUUUGCUACCACAGUUUCAAACCUUGCACAAAUAUUAGCUGAUAUAUUGGCUGAGAAAUUGGGUCAGCAAUCAACUUUCUUUAAGAAGAAUUGCUUGCCAAACACAUGUUAUCUUAGGUUGAACAGAUAUCCACCAUGCCCCAUUGAUUUUAGGAUUCAUGGUCUAAUGCCACAUACUGAUAGUGACUUCCUCACCAUAUUAUAUCAAGAUCAAGUUGGAGGUUUACAAUUGGUGAAAGAUGGAAAAUGGGUCGCAGUUAAACCAAACCCCGAUGUUCUUAUAAUCAACAUUGGAGACUUAUUUCAGGCUUGGAGCAAUGGAGUGUAUAAGAGUGUUGAGCAUCGAGUUGUGACCAAUCCAAGAGUAGAAAGGUUCUCUGUGGCUUAUUUUCUUUGCCCUUCCUAUGACACAAUGAUAGAGAGUUGUGCAGAUCCCUCUGUUUACAAGAAAUUCAGCUUUCAAGAAUAUAGACAACAAGUUCGUGAUGAUGUUCACAAGUUAGGUUCCAAAAUUGGCCUAUCCAGGUUUCUUAUAUAAAUCAUGAAAAUAAUUAAGUGGUGCAUAAUUACAUUAAUUAAUUAGCAUUAUUGUGGCUAUAUAGUUUAAUAUUCCAACACCAACUAGUACUAUUGCAAUAGUAUUAGAUAAGGAUCAAGAAUCAGAAAGAGUAAAAAGUGACGUUUUGAUCCUCUGCCAAGCCUAGACAUCCAACAUAACAAACAAAUUAUAAGGGAUGUCUCUUAUUGUUUUCCCUUUACAAUAACAAAAAAAAAAAAA